This is a messenger RNA of Medioppia subpectinata, 1009 nucleotides long. The record is from the annotation of a GenBank genome assembly. NCBI's taxonomy places the organism in Eukaryota, Metazoa, Arthropoda, Arachnida, Sarcoptiformes, Oppiidae.
CUUCAAUUGAAUAGUUUGUAUGAAAUAUACUCUAAUUAUAACUCAAUAAAACUUUUCAAUACAAUUGUCAAUCAAGCGAACAAAACCAAUCGGGUAAUUAUCAAAUCAUAGACCAAUGGCUGAUAUCAAGGCAAUUCUCACCGCUAUUGUCGGUCCACUACUUAUUAUCUUUUUGGCUGUACUUAUGUGUAUUGAGUGGAUUAAUCCUAAUCUAAUUGAGUCAACAAAAGUGGAGUACCGUUUGCUGAUUGCUUUGGGCACCGGUAUUGUGUAUGCAGUGGUGGGUCUGUUAUCCAUGACAGACUUUGACAACAAACGGAUCCGACUUUUAUAUCACAUCAAUUGGAUUAUUGCUGUCAUCAAUGCCUCCAUCGGUUUGAGUGCCAUUGUCUUCACUGUCCAACAUAUGGUCAUGAAAUCGUUCAUAAGGUCUUUGGCUAAAGAUGUGAACAAUUACUGCAAAACUACAGAUCGUUCGGGACAACUGUACCAACGCUUAGAGUCAUUGAAUUAUGCCAUAGGAAGGGCCUGUCAUAAAACCCUCGAUCAAUGUGUGGACACAAUCGAUGAAUCGAUGUGUGGAUCGAAACGAUUAUCGAUUGUAGGCUUCGUAUCGACUGUCGAGAAGGCGUUGAGAGAAAAGUUGAGACAAUUAUUAGGAUUUUGUGGUCAAUUUGCUCCGGAGGAAGCGAUGCAAUCGGCGAAAGACAAGGCGAAGGACGAGAAGACCAAAGACAAGGGGAAAGACAAACCAAAGGACGCGAAGAAGGACUCGAAGGGCGGCAAAGAGGCGCCGAAGACGUCUGCGGCCAGCGGUGGUGCCGAUGGCGGCGAUGUCUGGCCAAUAAAGACCACGCCUUACGACCCGAGGUUUCCCAACCAAAACCAGUCCCGCAAUUGCUAUCAAAACUAUUUGGAUUAUCACAGAUGUCUGAAAGUGAAGAAUGACGACAAAGAGUACUGCCAUUGGUAUCAGUGGGCGUACACUGAGCUCUGCCCCAAGUCUUGG